AUGAGGUGCACCAUUCUCGCCACUGUCCUCGGCCUUGCGUCGCUUACCGUAUCUGCUCCUGCAGCACUUGUUUCGCGCCAGGCGUCUCUCGAGCAGGUCACAGACAGCUAUAUGUUCGACAUCUCCAUCGACGAGUUCAUCACAAACCGUAAUGCAAAGAACCCUCCUGAGUUAGAUUGGUCCAGCAAUGGGUGUACUGCGAGUCCAGAUAAUCCGUUUGGAUUUGACUUCAUAAACUCCUGCUACCGCCACGACUUUGGCUACCGUAACUUCAAGGCGCAAAACCGCUUCGAAGCGAACAAGGCGCGAAUCGACGACAAUUUCAAAACGGACAUGUUUAACCAGUGUGCGAAUGAGUCGGCAAAGGGCCCGUGUGAGGCUACUGCUACGCUGUACUAUGAGGCUGUCAAGGCGUUUGGGAGGAGAGAUUUGGAGACGGCGGAGGCAGAAUGA
Molecule: messenger RNA, 453 nt
Organism: Alternaria arborescens
Lineage: Eukaryota; Fungi; Ascomycota; Dothideomycetes; Pleosporales; Pleosporaceae
Exons: 2
Coding region: 1-453 (150 amino acids)
Biological process (GO): arachidonate secretion; phospholipid metabolic process
Molecular function (GO): A2-type glycerophospholipase activity
Source: RefSeq, a predicted model, not a curated record